Messenger RNA from Poecile atricapillus (Black-capped chickadee), 1601 nucleotides. RefSeq names its product A-kinase anchor protein 13-like. The record is from RefSeq and is a predicted model, not a curated record. Bases 1 to 969 code for a protein of 322 amino acids. The transcript is spliced from 4 exons. Gene Ontology annotation, cellular component: membrane; actin cytoskeleton. NCBI's taxonomy places the organism in Eukaryota, Metazoa, Chordata, Aves, Passeriformes, Paridae. Gene Ontology annotation, molecular function: MAP kinase scaffold activity. Gene Ontology annotation, biological process: adrenergic receptor signaling pathway; positive regulation of canonical NF-kappaB signal transduction; regulation of Rho protein signal transduction.
AUGGCUGUGCAGCUUGUCAGACCCACUGGUGGGACACAGAGCAAGAGAGGGUGCUAUCCACAGCACCCAGUGAGAUCUAACAGCAACACUUCUGUUUUCUCACAGCAGGUCCUCCAAACCAUUACCAGCCUCCAUAAGCUGCUCAGUGCUUUGCAGGGCGUGGUGCUGCAGCAGGACACCUACGUGGAGAGCCAGAAGCAGUCUCGGAGCGAGAAGGCUCCCAGCCGAAGCUCAUGCCGGCACACCUCGCUGGCAGAGCAGGAGAAGCAGCGCAGCCUGGAGAAGCAGCGCCAGGAGUUUGCCAACCUGAAGAAGCAGCAGACACAGCACCAGGAGGAAAGGCAGAGGAGGGAGAAGGAGUGGGAAGUGCGGGAGAAGGAACUGGCAGAGCACGAGGCCGAGCUGGCCCAGCGCGAGGAGCAGGUGCAGAGGCUGAGGCAGGAGCUGGAGCGGGAGCGGGAGGAGCUGCAGGUGAAGAAGGCGGCCUACCAGCUCGACCUGGAGAGGCUCCGCAUGGCACAGAAGCAGCUGGAGAGGGAGAAGGUGCAGCUGAAGCAGGACGUGGAGCGAUUCGCUCAAAUGCGGCAGGAGCCCGACCACAACCAGGUAUCAAAUCUACAUGAGAAACUUGCAAGAGUCUCCUCCCAGUCCAGCAUAGAUGAAUCCUCCAUGCAGAAAAACCCUUCCCUUCCUAAACAAGGGCACUUUGAUGCAGAACUGUCUGUCUCCCCCAAAAGGAACAGUCUUUCAAGGACACACAAAGAGAAAAGCACUUUCCAUUUGCUUAGCACAACAAACCAGACUAACAAGGCAGCUGAGGAACAGACCCAGAUGCCUACUCGCCUCUUCAGUUUAGCCAAACCAAAGGAGAAGAAGGAAAAGAAGAAAAAGAGCAGGGGACAUCGCUCCCAACAGUCUGAUUCUCACUCGUCAGAAGCACCUGCAGAGGGUGAGGAGAUCUUCUGCUGAGCAUGGACUGUUCCAGUGGUCACUCGUGGCAUUGGCACCGUGGACACCUCCCUGCCUGUGACACAGCACGUGGCUGGUGCCUGCUCUGGACAAGCAUCUGGAGGUUUUAAAUAAAACAUGUUCUGAAGUCUGCUAAGUGGUGGAUAAGGGCCUCUCUCCUGUGGUUUUAGGUGAAUUCUCCCUGCAGAGGCUGUGCCUGCACAGCGCACAGGACCCUCUCCCUGUGCAAACCUGGUGUCAAAUGGAUUGGGAUAAAUGCUGUCUGUCUCUUCUUACUGCUAAAGGAUGAGAGAACAUAGCCUUAAGGGGUCUGUGCCUUCCAAUUCCCCUUUUCUGGGGAAAAGAACCAAAACCAAGCAUUUAGCAAAGAUUAGGACUCUACAAAUGGUGCACACUGGCAUAUAUUGAUACGCUGUAUAUAUACAUAUAUGUAUCUAUGUAUCCACUGGGAUAUGCUUACAGUCCCUACAGCUGAGGUCCACCCCUGGGCAUAGGUGAUACCUGAGGACUUUCUGGGAGUGUGUAGAUAUUUAAUAUCUUGCCCUUACUGCUCUGACUGUGACACAGUGACCUGCACACCCCUUCUGUGCUCAUGGGAUAGGGGCUGUUUGGUUUCAGAAGGGUACCUUACA